Molecule: messenger RNA, 10278 nt
Organism: Homo sapiens (human)
Lineage: Eukaryota; Metazoa; Chordata; Mammalia; Primates; Hominidae
Gene: PDXK
Product: pyridoxal kinase
Exons: 12
Coding region: 3323-4042 (239 amino acids)
Biological process (GO): pyridoxal 5'-phosphate salvage; vitamin B6 metabolic process
Cellular component (GO): cytosol
Molecular function (GO): pyridoxal kinase activity; phosphotransferase activity, alcohol group as acceptor
Source: RefSeq, a predicted model, not a curated record
GUCAGAAGGAGGCGUCUGCGCUGAUCGGGUCCGCCGCGCGCCAGAGCCAGAGUCGCAGCCGAGGGGAGCCGGGGCCGGAGCCCGAGCCCGAGCCGAGCCGGAGCCCGAGCGAGCGGCGGAGACCGUGCCCCCGCCUCGGCCCCGCGCCGCCGCGGCCAGGCCCGGCAUGGAGGAGGAGUGCCGGGUGCUCUCCAUACAGAGCCACGUCAUCCGCGGCUACGUGGGCAACCGGGCGGCCACGUUCCCGCUGCAGGUUUUGGGAUUUGAGAUUGACGCGGUGAACUCUGUCCAGUUUUCAAACCACACAGCCUUAACCCCAGCACCUCAGUGUGGGACUGGGUUUGGAGAUGGAGCCCCUACAGAGGUCAGCAGGUUAAAAGAGGCCAUCAGGGCUCUGGGUGGGCCCUGAUCCAAGCUGCUUGGUGUCCUUGUAAGAAGAAGAGAUGAGGACACAGACACACACAGAGGGACAGCCCCAUGAGGAAACAGGGAGGCAAUGCCGUCUGCAAGCCCAGGGCAGAGGCCUCAGGAACCAGCCCUGGUGACACCUGGACCUUGGACCCCCGUGCCCAGGACAGUAGGAGAAUUGGAGCCGCCUGGCUGCAGUCCUUCCCGAUGGCACCCUGUAUUAGUCCGUUCUCACACUGCUAAUUGUUGGGAAAAGGGCUUGUGGAAUGCCUGUAUAAACUGGCCAUGAAAAUAUGGGACAAUAAGUUGUGGAAAGCCACAAGAGGCCUCUGAGGAGGAAAGCCUCCUAAUUGCCAUCAUGUUCGCAUGCUCAGGGCGAGACCUGCUGUCUUAUCUGUAAACACCGUGUUCAAGGAGAAAGACAUUCCUUCGAAGCACUGGACUGUGGACAGACACACGAGCUCCUGGUUAAGCCCGCUCCCACCAGCUCCUGUCCGAUAAGUUAAAGAUACGCUGUUUGAGCACAAAGGAGAUUCAUUGAAACCGCUAUUGCUGUAGAUUACGCCUGUGACGCACUGCCUCCCUUUCACUGUUUCGCCCUGAAUAUCUGCUUCUCAGAUCUAAGUGACUGUACUCAAUAAAUAGCGUGGAGACCAGAGCUCAGUGCCUUUUGCAGCCUCCAUUUUGCCACUGGCCCCCUGGCUCCUACCUUUAUGAACUCUUUUCUUUUUCUUUUUUUUUUUUUUUGGAGACGGAGUCUCACUCUGUUGCCCAGGCUGGAGUGCAGUGGCGCGAUCUCCACUCACUGCAAGCUCCACCCCCUGGGUUCAUGCCAUUCUCCUGCCUUAGCCUCCCAAGUAGCUGGGACUACAGGCACCCGCAACCACGCCCGGCUAAUUUUUUUGUAUUUUUAGUAGGGACGGGGUUUCACAGUGUUCACCAGGUUGGUCUCGAUCUCCUGACCUCACACACCACGCCCAGCUAAUUUUUGUAUUUUUUAGUAGAGAUGAGGUUUUGCCACGUUGGCCAGGCUGGUCUCGAACUCCCGACCUCAGGUGAUCUGCCUGCCUGAGCCUCCCAAACUGCUGGGAUUACAGGCGUGAGCCACCGCACCCGGCCCCACCUUUAUGAACUCUUAACCUGUCUCUUCUCAUUCCUUUGUCACUACCGGACGUUGGAUACACCAUGGGUGGUGUUGAGGCUGGUCCCCAACACUAAUAAAGACAUACCUGAGACUGGGUCAUUUGUAAAGGAAAAAGGUUUAAUGGACUCACAGUUCAGCAGAGCUGGGGAGGCCUCAGGAAACUUACAGUUAUGGCAGAAGGGGAAACAAACACCUCCUUCACAUUGGCGGCAGGAAGGAGAAGUGCAGACUGAGGGGCCCAGGGUUUUAAAAGCCCCUUGAAACCAUCAGCUUUUGUGAGAACUCAGUCACUAUCAUGAGAACAAGAUGGGGGAACCACCCCCAUGAUUGAAUGACCUCCUGCCAGGUCCCUCCCACAACAUGUAGGGAUUAUGGGAACUGCAAUUCAAGAUGAGAUUUGGGUGGGGACACAGCCAGGCCAUGUCACCUCCCCAGGAAAGGAGCACAUGUGCAGCAGUGGUGAGUCCCACCCUGCCUGGAAAGAUAUCAAAAUCCGAGGGCAGAAAGGACCAGGAGGGACCAUUGCUCACCUCCCUCCUCCUACCCCUUACCCCAAACCCCGCCCCAGCCUGGCAGAAGCCUCCUCAGGACACACCCUCCACCGGAGGGGCAGGCUGCUGUGUGAGGCACUGACCUCGCCCGCAGUGGAUACCACCUGCCCCUCCUGACCCCAGUGACUGUUAACCCAGAGUCCAUCAGGGGCUUGGUCUCUGGCAGACCCACCCCUCAGUGCGUACACUCUGGUGUCCCGGGCAGAGUACAGGGCAGGCGCCCCCAGGUGCACCCCCCAGAUGCCGCACUGUGCCUGGAGCGUGGCUCCUGAUGGCAGUCUCAGGACCUUUGCGCCACACGUCCUCCCGUGCGACGGCUGCUGGGGAAAGCCAAAGGCGUCCCUUCCAGCGGGAGCCAGCGACUGGUACGCAGGAGGGCCCUCAGGGGCAGGAGCCAUGGAGCCCUCCUCUGGUGUGGGAAUUCAGGGGAUCUUAGCCACAGGGCAUGGCGCGUGGGCGCAGAGCCGGCCGUGACCCACAAGUGCGUGAUACUUGUACUUUGCUAUUCUAGGAACCCAUACAUCAGUUUUCCUUAUUUGCUGAAAAAGGCAUGCAUUAGAGGGGUGAUUCAUGUGGGAGGAGGCCGGGAGCCCCUCGAUGUGAGGCGUUUCUCAUGGGCGAAUGUGGGGUAUCCAUGGUGGACCCCCACCCUGUGUGGAUGGCUGCCCCCUGAGCAGUGCUUUGAGCUGGAGCUGUGGUCAGGUUCCGCAGUGCAGGAAGGGCUCCCAGGAGGCUGGUGGUCCCGCCUGCAGGAAGCCGACGCGUCUGUCCUCACACAUUGAUAUGCCUGUCUGCCUGGGACGGACACUUCACCCUGGCUACCCAUCGGGCCAAGGGCAGGUUGUAUACACCUGGGCUGAGGCCUCUUUCUCAUUCACAUCUAUCUCUUGCUCAGGAGUUGAUCUAAGACAGGCUCUAAUUGCACCUUAAUAAGCUUGUUGGGGAGGAGUUGGGGGUGGGGACAUAACAAGCCCUACCUGCCAGGGUAUCCGGGUGACAGUGGCCGGUGGCCGAGCACCCCGGCCUGAAUAGCUGGGGACUAAUGCAGGAGACGCUGGGAAACAAGAGACUGUGACGUUGUGCGGAGGGAGUAGCCAGGGGCCUUCCGGACAGCAAUGGGGGAGCAACGCAGCCGUGAGCUGGCUAUGCCCACUGGAAGGGCCAAGUGCUGAAUUCAGAUGAGCUCCAGGAGUUGUACGAAGGCCUGAGGCUGAACAACAUGAAUAAAUAUGACUACGUGCUCACAGGUUAUACGAGGGACAAGUCGUUCCUGGCCAUGGUGGUGGACAUUGUGCAGGAGCUGAAGCAGCAGAACCCCAGGCUGGUGUACGUGUGUGAUCCAGUCUUGGGUGACAAGUGGGACGGCGAAGGCUCGAUGUACGUCCCGGAGGACCUCCUUCCCGUCUACAAAGAAAAAGUGGUGCCGCUUGCAGACAUUAUCACGCCCAACCAGUUUGAGGCCGAGUUACUGAGUGGCCGGAAGAUCCACAGCCAGGAGGAAGCCUUGCGGGUGAUGGACAUGCUGCACUCUAUGGGCCCCGACACCGUGGUCAUCACCAGCUCCGACCUGCCCUCCCCGCAGGGCAGCAACUACCUGAUUGUGCUGGGGAGUCAGAGGAGGAGGAAUCCCGCUGGCUCCGUGGUGAUGGAACGCAUCCGGAUGGACAUUCGCAAAGUGGACGCCGUCUUUGUGGGCACUGGGGACCUGUUUGCUGCCAUGCUCCUGGCGUGGACACACAAGCACCCCAAUAACCUCAAGGUGGCCUGUGAGAAGACCGUGUCUACCUUGCACCACGUUCUGCAGAGGACCAUCCAGUGUGCAAAAGCCCAGGCCGGGGAAGGAGUGAGGCCCAGCCCCAUGCAGCUGGAGCUGCGGAUGGUGCAGAGCAAAAGGGACAUCGAGGACCCAGAGAUCGUCGUCCAGGCCACGGUGCUGUGAGGGCCCCGCCGCUUGCCCGUGACACGCAGCGCGUUGGUGUCUCCGUGUUUGUCCCUGUGAAAACAUGUAACGUCUGCCUUAGAGCCAUGACCGAAACUUGAUAUUUUUUUCUUUCAUGAGUGUCCGGCAUCUGCUGGUCUUCAUUGUGAAACGUGCCAGUCGUGCUUUGUGAAAAAUAACAAAGUGGUCACAGAAAUUUGUGAUCUGAAAACCCGGCUCCCUUCCCCACAAGGCUCCUGGGCCUCCGGGAAGACGGGCCCCUGUUUGCCAUCUCGGGGGUGUUCCCUGUGGGAGGGUGAGUGGGUGAGGCCGAGCCUGCUGCGUGUGGAGCCUCGAGUGGGCCCUGGCUGCCACUACCGUACAGAGGCCGUGUCGCGCUGGGCUGGGCCUGGGUGGCCUCUGUCUUUGCAUCUCUGAGAAGGAGUCGGGUGGUAACGGUUGGGGUCAGGAAGAAUUCUGCCAAGUAUCUUUACUGUCAUUCUGACCAUAGCCUCUUUGUUCCCGCAUUCGAACUUUUGGUUCUUACUUUGCUGCUCGUUUAGUCCCUGGGGAUUUCAGAUCUUAGGCUGUUGUUUCACCGUAUGGGAGGGUUGAUGUGAGCUUGCUUGGAGACACACGGUGCAGCAUCAGGGACCUUCCCAGGCCCCAGCAAAUUCAAGUCGGUCUGCAGACCUCUCAGCUACCCGCGGGACCUCUUGUAACCCAUCGGCAUCUUCCAGGAAUCCGCCGAGUGACUUGAGGAAGAUGCUAACGCAGUAAGGUCUGUGCUGGGCCAAGAGCAGCUUUGAAGCUCCAGAGAACCACCCCGUCAGGUUCCUUGUGGAAGCUCCCCUCAUCCGUGGUGCAGCAGGCUGAGCACUGCGCGUUUGCCACGUGCUGCCCGUGACAGCACAUUGAGCCACAGCAUUUGUAGACAGGACAGAGGGGUGCCUGCCCCCUGCCCCUGCUGGCACAUUUAACCCUUGUCCCCUGACCUCAGUUCUGUGCCCCACCAAAUGCCCAGGGGCAAGAGGCCACCCUGGAAGCUGCCAAUCUUCCAAGGUGGGUGUGGGGCACGGUGGGGGCGGGCAGCUCCCAGGCCCUUGGGCAGGCUGGGGUGACGGCAGAGGCCACAGCACCAGCUCUGACAAGUCCUAUCAUCCUCUGCUCAGCAGUGACCUCCCUGGCCCCACUUUGCCCAGAGUUUGGGGUCCCCCCAGGUAUAGCUAUAGGCGGCAGUGCCUGUCCCUGGCCUGCCUUGAUUUCAGCCACACCCCUGCAGCCCUGCAUCCCAGCUCUGGGGUGUGCAGAGGUUUGUGUCUCCAGGGAACCCACGGCUGGAGAGAAAUAGGGAGAUGCAGGAAGUGGGGGCCCAUGGGGCCCCCAAGAAGCGGACUCUCCAAGGGGUACCCCCACCCCGCUACCUUCCCCACGGACGGGCCCCUCCUGGAGCCCAUACCCUCCUGUGAGGCCAUUCCAGUGUCUUCUAGAAAGACUCGCUUGCCAGGAGUGCGUUCUUUGUUGAAAAAUGCCCUGAAGCGAAAAGAUGCAGGUUUAUAUGGAACCCCCACCCCCUCCCCCACUCUCCCACUCUGUUCGUUCUGAAUGUCUUCACGAGCGUGCAUCAGGGCGCCUGGCUCCCCCACCUCAGCCAGUGAGUCAGACACGGGUUUCGCAGCCAUGUUUCCUGGCUCCGAGGACACGGGUGGCAGGCCCGUUGCAGCCCAGAGCCACUGGUCCCUACAGGGCGCCGCCACACCAGCAGGAAGGAGGAUGGCUGUGUCCGGAGCCUGGCGGGGAGGCGGCCUCCCCAGUAUGUGAGUGCAGGGAUCUGCCAGAACCACCUGGCCCUCUGUAGGGCGUUUAACUGGAAAUACCCUCACUGCCAAGUGGAGACUGGGGCGUGUGCCACAUUGCCAGCCACCAGGAAAGCUUUUCUUUUUCUUUUUUUUUUUUUUUUAAACACCAAGAGCACGUAUAGCAUGGGGGAAAGAACCUAAAUGUCUCUCUGUCCUGUGAGCUGGUGAAAAACCCAGCAUGAGAACGCAGUGUCAGGUGUGGGACUCCUUCUGCCCCUGCAGUGGGUGUUACGGGCGGUGUGCCCUGGCGAGCAAGCUUUGAUUCUUGGUUCUUUGAGCUCGUUUCAGAGGCUGAGUCCCCACAUCAGCUUUAGUUCUUGGACUUCCCUGUAUUAAGCAAGAAUUAGGAGAAUGGCUGUCCCUGCAGGCGCCUCCCGUAAAUCCUGAGCUCUCUGGCGCAAUCUGAAACUUCUCUUCUGUUUUCUUUGGCUGUAUCAGCCGAACCAGGAGAGGCCUGGGCUGCGACUAAGGAGAAAGAAAUCGGGGGUUUCUGAGAGCAGAUGGUGCCUUUGUGGGUGCAGGGCUUUUGUGGAAAUUGUCAGCCUCUACGGGCAGAGUCCGGCAUCCCCUCCCCAGACUGCCUGCUGUCAAACCACGGAGCAGCUGGAGCCUGCCCUGUCCACGGCCCGUUUCCACCCGGGCAUGUUCGUCUCUCCUGACUUCGGCAGAGGCCCCUGGUGGCCUUCAGUUUCAGUUUCUCAUCCAGGAAGGUAACCUUGGGCAUUGGCAGUGGGUUUCCCUAUGGCUUGGAUCCAGAUUAGAAUUGAUCUUUGUUUUCACUUUCCAUAGUUAAUAACAUGCAAAAUAAUGAGAAGAAUUUAUUUUAAGGUGACAGCUAUACUGGUCCAACAUCGCCUGCUUAUUGUCAGGGUACAGAAGUUUAAUACUUUCUUAAUCCAGUUUUUCAAACUUCUCCCUGUAGACCGUAAGGAUGAAUUCCACAAUAGGAUCCUUUUUAAAAUCGAUUUUAAAUUGUUGCCUAGUCCUGCCAAGGUUAUUAUGUGCAUCUGUUAUUUUUCCAAUACAUGUAAACAGUUGCAGCAUGAUGCUUUGUUUAAUGUCCUGUUCUUAAGCUCGUUAGAGCCAGUUUUGAAACGUUUGGUCUUACCGUGAACGGAGGCUGGCUUGGCUUAGCCACGCUGAUGAGUAAGUGAGGGAUGUCUCCAUCUUGAGAUCACCAGGCAAGAGAGUUGCCUGCACCAGGUAAGAGGCCAAAGCCCCUGGGGUAACAGUCCCCACCGCUACCCGAGGUAAAACAAUAAAAGCUAUGUGGUUGAGCUCAGGCCUCUCGUGCCUGGUGUCAGAGAAGGCAGAGCCCACAGUAGGUGCACGGUGCAAGGCCCUGGGAGGGCACUGGCCAGGGAAGGUGGUAUAGAUGGCCCUCAGAUUGCGGGGCCCCGAGCAGCUCCCCACUCUGCCCGUCCACCUUCCCUGGCUCCAGCCUCAUUCUCUCUUUAGUUUAACUAUGCAAAGAGAGGAGGUUGAGAGUGUUCUGGCAGCUGGAGCUCUUUUCCUUGUCCUUCCUGCCCUCCGAUGGGGCCACCUGUGUCGGGGCAGCAGUGUCCAUGUUUAUGGAGAUCAGAGGUGUCCCCACUGUGUGGCUGGACUGUACUCUGCUGCCCGGGUAGCCAGGAGUCUCUCCCUCUCUCCCCUGCCGCCUGCCUGGUCUCAUGGGCCUCCUUCACACACCCCUCCCUGUGGAUCGCCUGCCUGGGCCCAGAGCAGGGGAACUGGAGUUUGUGAGUGAGCAGAGCAGGUUAUGUGCAGACAGGGAAACGAGAACUUUGGACCUGGCUUUCUGAGUCCAGGUGAGAGCUGUGUGGCCCCCCGAUGCCACUCUGCCCGCCGGAGGGAUGUGCCUGCUGAGCCUUUUCCUUCCACGCCGCCUCUCACUGCCAGGCCAGCGGCUUCCGCUGAGACUCGCUGGAGAGGCGGCUCCCGUGUCCGUCCACCGAGCACUCAGAUGGAUGCUGAUCACCAGGGCCGAGGGGGCUCCCAGAAGGACCCCAGGCCCUGGGGAGGGUGGCUGUGGGAGGCCAAGUCCACUGCCCGGAAGUCUUGUCAGCCCUAAGCCAGGGAAGCCUGGAGCGUGGCCUGGCGGGUCUGGGUGGACACCGUCCCCACUCCGGACUCCCAGCACAGGGGAGGAUACCUGAGCCUGUAUGGCCCUGUAGCCCUGGGCAGAGCUGGGCCUGUCGUGUGUUCCUGCCUGGCAGGUGCAGGUGCUGGCCAUCUGCAGGUGGAAGGAGGUGGGAAUCUUGGAUUUUUUGUUUUUUUUUGUUUUUUUUUUUUUGAGGUGAAGUCUCGCUCUGACACCCAGGCUGGCGUGCAGUGGUGUGAUCUCGGCUCACUGCAAACUCCGCUUCCUGGGUUCAAGUGGUUCUCCUGCCCCAGCCUCCCAAGUAGCUGGGAUUACAGGCAUGCGCCACCACGCUCAGCUGAUUUUUGUAUUUUUAGUAGAGAUGGGGUUUCACCAUGUUGGCCAAGCUGGUCUCAAACUCCUGACCUCAAGUGAUCUGCCCGCCUCGGCCUCCCAGAGUGCUGGGAUUACAGGCAUGAGCCAGUGCACCCGGCGGAAUCUUGGAAUUUUUAUAGACAGCACCUCAGUUUCUGACUCCAGCCGCACACCUCCUGCCUCUGCCAGCAGGGGUUGCCGCCAGACCAGAGCCAGGGCCAGGUCCCUGCGUCCAUCCCCCCCGGUAGGAUGGACGUGAGCCAUCCUUCUAGGGGACUUUUUUCAGUGUGCGACUCGUCUCUGUUAGGUGGUAGGAGCCAGUUUGUGUGGCCUGUGCCACGCUCCACAGUGCGUGGCUGGGCUCUGUGUGUGGCCUGUGUCCCCUGUCCCUGCAGGACCCAGCAGGCAUCGUGGCGUGACAGCUGUGUCCAAGCCACUGCCCGGGCAUCCCAUCACCCACCAGGGUGCACGGUCUCUCCUGCUGGGGGCUUUCUGUCGCAUGUGUGUCUCCUGUCGACUCUGCAGUUUGUUCUCAGAGCAGAAUGUUUCCUGUUCUCAGUGCACAAAGACACUGGUUUUCAAUCGGCGUCUAAAACCACGUUCCUGCCUUUCAUUGCAACACGGUGUGUUCAUUUGUUUAAAACAGUUUAAUGAGUAAGUUUAGAUGACUGGUCAAUAUCUUAAAAAUGUAUAUUAGUAAGAAGUUCUUCCUGGAAUUUUUCUUUCGAUUCUGGCAGAAUAAACAGGUGUUUUUAGUUUUCCCACUGUCUGAGCCAAGCAGGACCCUGUCCCAGAGCAAGAGAUGUCCCCUUCCAUCUCUGACCCUUGCCUGGGACAAGCUUUGAUGGGGGGCCCCAGCUUCAAGGCUGUGGUGGGAACAGCACCCCCAAAUGCCAGCCUCUCCUUUCUUCCCAUCCACCAGUAUACUGCGGGGCCAUUUCUGGUCUUUGUCCAACAGGAAACCCAUUUCUGGUGGGAUAUGCCUUCCAGUGCCACAGGGCCACUCACCCCAUGCAUCUCUGUCCUGCCCGUCAGUGCUGGGACGGACAGCAAGGGCAAGCCCAGUGUCUGGCGGAUAGGUGGGUGGGAACAGAGAGGGGAGAAUGCCGUCCUAAGCUUCUGCUUGGGGAUCCCCCACACGACCUGGGUACUGCCUGGGAAACCUGUCCUAAGUAAAACUAUGGACCUCGCCUCGCCCACCGGCCUGCGAAGCCAGCAUCUCCGUGAAGGUGGAUGGAAGCGCCUUUGUCCUCAUUUUGAGCUGCAAGCUGGGUCAGCGGCUCUGAAGCCCUCGAGUGACUUUCUAACCCAAGACCCAGCCCCUGGCAGGAGGAGGGUGGGUGCAGGGCUGGUGGGACAAAAAGAGGCCUCAGCAGGCCUGGAAGACCCUUCCAGUACAUCCCACAGCGUGUCGAGCAGCUGGGAGAACCUGUGUCAAGCUCGAGCCGUCAUAGGUCCCCAUGAGGUGUCUGAAGCCCCUUCUUGGUGAUGGGAGGCAGAGGUGCUGACGUUCUGGAGCAUGGACGUGAGUCCUCAGCUGGCUCCGCGUGGGCCCUUGGAGGGUGCCAGGUGUGUGGUGACCUUCUGGAUGCCUUUAACUUCAUGGCUGCGUCAUUCCUGAUUUAGAACUUUAACCGGAGCUUCAUCUAGUGAUUGCAAAACUGGACCAAUGGGAGGACGGCGGCGCAGCCCGCUCCCUCCGUGGAAUGGAGCUCAGCUCUUCGGAGGCAUCAAAGCACCUGUCGCCUCCGUGGUCCCCCUGCUGAGGGAGUGCGGCCUCUGCAAGGUUCGGGGGUGGCUUCGUUUGCCUGGAGUGGCCGGCCCUGCUUGUGCCAUGUGGAUGUUUGUGAGCCUCGGUCCUACAGCACUGUGUAGGCUGCAUCUGUUUCGUGCUGGUCCUGUUGACUUGUAUGAUAUCCACAAAUAAAUAUUUUCAUGGCGGU